UUGAUACAAGGGGGAAAGUAAACAGAGGCAGACAUAGCUCAGAAAUUUCACUCCUUGGCAAGACUCCAGAUCCGCCGCCCCCCCACUGCCGGCGGCAAUAUGUCGUUUUCCUUCUUCUUCCCGCCGUUCUUCUCGCUCGGUCCGGACGAUGACGAAUCUGCCUCCUCCGACCAUGAGGAAGUCUGCGACGAAUGGGCAUCCGAUGAUGAUGGGAUUCUCUCAGAAGAUAAGUUUUCCAAGGUGUUGGACAACCACCUGAAAGGCGUGAGUGUGGCGGAGCUGGGUUCCGACGUGGAUUGCUCGAUUUGUCUGAACAGUAUUCACGUGACGGCUCCUGGUGUCUGGAAAUCCAAGUUACUUGCGCUCUCUGUCUGUCUCGGCUUCCGGUUGCUUAAGGGCUACGUCGUACUUGUGCUUAAGUCAACCGGAAGCACAAGCACCGGCGAGGGUCUUCUUUCACCGAGGACGCCUACGGUUCGGACAAUCGGACGGGCGUGUUAAUGAGGAUGUUAUCUUUGUAAUUGAUUAUUUAUCUGACUUCUUGGAAUGAUUCUUCUGAUUGGAUAUUUUUUGGGUUUAGAAGGUGCGACAUCAUGUAAUUAGGGGUUUUCAGUUUAGUAAUGGUACUUUUAUUUUGUUGCUCUCGUAUUAUGCUCUUGUUACUAAAUUAUUGUUUAGAUU
Molecule: messenger RNA, 681 nt
Organism: Linum trigynum
Lineage: Eukaryota; Viridiplantae; Streptophyta; Magnoliopsida; Malpighiales; Linaceae
Source: the annotation of a GenBank genome assembly